Messenger RNA from Insectozyma verbasci, 261 nucleotides. NCBI's taxonomy places the organism in Eukaryota, Fungi, Ascomycota, Pichiomycetes, Serinales, Debaryomycetaceae. The record is from the annotation of a GenBank genome assembly.
AUGUCAAUUUAUUCCGAACUUUCAGAUCCAUUUACAAUUAUUGCUCCAUUAAGUUCAAGAGAAGCAUUAGUUGGUUCAUUAAAUUCAUUCAGUUCUGGUAUUAGUUGUUUAUCAGAUAUACAUGUAAAACAACUAUCAAAAUAUCAAAAUAUUAUGCAAACAAUUAAAACAAAAUUAUCAAAAUUUAUCAGAUACAAACCGAAGUUUUCAAAGAAAAAGAAGAAUACUUAUGCGGAUGCUCAUUUAUUGAUGAUGUUUUAA